AUGGCCGACUCAGCCCCCCGCCUCGCCGCCCUCGACGACUCCAUCGUCUCCCGCCUCCCCUCCUACUCCCAAUCCCUCUUUGCGGCCAAAACCGCCCACGAGCUCUCCUUCUCGGCAAUCGCUGAACACCUCGGCCGGUCCGAGGUUGCAGUUGCGGCGCUCUUUUACGGACAGGCGACGGCCUCGCCGGAGGAUAUCACCAAACUGGCGGAGCUCUUGAGCUUGCCCGAGGCGCAGCUGAGGAAGGAUCUCGGGACUGGGUUCCCUGAUCGGGGGAGGUCAGGGCCUAUGCCGCCGGUUGAACCGCUGAUUUAUAGGUUGUAUGAGGUUGUGCAGAAUUACGGGUAUGCGUUCAAGAGUGUGAUUAAUGAGAAGUUUGGGGAUGGGAUUAUGAGUGCUAUUUGCUUUGAUACAAAGGUGGAGAAGGAGACGGUGGAGGGCGCGGAUUGGGUUGUUAUUACGCUGAGGGGGAAGUGGCUGCCUUUCACGAGGUUCUAA
Podospora anserina S mat+ is the source of this 498-nucleotide messenger RNA. RefSeq lists its product as uncharacterized. The record is from RefSeq and is a predicted model, not a curated record. NCBI's taxonomy places the organism in Eukaryota, Fungi, Ascomycota, Sordariomycetes, Sordariales, Podosporaceae. Gene Ontology annotation, molecular function: DNA binding; cyanate hydratase activity. The transcript has 3 exons. Bases 1 to 498 code for a protein of 165 amino acids.